AUGGAUGACUGGGCUUUUAAAGCUGUUUUGGCACCAAUAAUUCAAAUUCAGCGCCUUAACAUGAUGCUCGGCGGCAAGCGCCAGCAUCACUUUGAGCCUAAACCUGGAAGUGCGCGCCUGUGCACAAGCAAUCUUGGAGAGACGCACCAGGAGGCAAUACCCAUGAACAAUCACUCAAUGAUCACUGAGAUUUUUCUGUUAGGAUUUCAGGAUCUCCACAAUUUCAAGAUCCUGGUAUUUUUUGUGAUCCUUUUAAUUCACAUAUUGACCAUUUAUGAAAAUGCCCUUGUCAUCGCAUUGGUAACAAUCAGCCAUGAUCUUCAGUCUCCCAUGUUCUACUUUCUCAGACAACUCUCCUUAUCUGAUCUCCUGCAGUCCAUGGUUAUUGUACCCAUCAUGCUCAGAACUGUAAUAAAUGAAGGAGCUAAAAUCUCCCUAAUUGGCUGUAUUGCACAACUUUAUUUCUUUGCUAUCUCUGAAGCGUUACAGUGUCUCCUUCUAAGUGUCAUGUCCUAUGACAGAUAUCUGGCCAUCUGCAAUCCUCUGCGUUAUUCUUUGCUAAUGAACCAAAAAUUCUGUUUUCAAUUAUUUGUCAUGUCAUGGCUGCUUGCCAUUGGUGUUCCAUUUGUUGCUCUCAUUUCUGCAGCUACACGAGAGUUCUGCAACCAAAAUACCAUCAACCAUUUCUUCUGUGAUUACUUUCCUCUUCUGGAGCUUUCCUGCUCAGACACCUUCUUGCCAUGGAUAUUGGCAAUUACAGUAUCUACUCCUGUUGUUCUUUUCCCUUUUAUACUCAUUAUGGUUUCCUAUAUCUGUAUUGCACAAGCAAUCCUAAAGAUAACGUCCAAUAUUGGAAGACAGAAAGCGUUUUCCACCUGCAGCUCUCACUUGGCCGUGGUCUCCAUAUUAUAUGGGACUCUCAUUAGUAUUUAUGUGGUUCCCACUCGAAACCAGUCGCAGACAGUUAAAAAACUUCUUUCUCUUUUAUACACUGUAGUGACUCCUUUUAUUAACCCGCUGAUUUACAGCUUGAAAAGUGCAGAUAUGAAAAAAGCCAUUAAAACUAUUAUACUAUAA
This is a messenger RNA of Xenopus laevis (African clawed frog), 1077 nucleotides long. Its product is annotated as olfactory receptor 5G3. The transcript has 2 exons. The record is from RefSeq and is a predicted model, not a curated record. NCBI's taxonomy places the organism in Eukaryota, Metazoa, Chordata, Amphibia, Anura, Pipidae. The coding region runs from base 1 to 1077 and encodes 358 amino acids.